Messenger RNA from Limulus polyphemus (Atlantic horseshoe crab), 2136 nucleotides. RefSeq names its product protein FAM98A-like. The record is from RefSeq and is a predicted model, not a curated record. Gene Ontology annotation, cellular component: tRNA-splicing ligase complex. The transcript has 11 exons. Lineage: Eukaryota; Metazoa; Arthropoda; Merostomata; Xiphosura; Limulidae. Bases 404 to 1723 code for a protein of 439 amino acids.
GCCAGCGUGCCAGACCUUCCCUCCCCCUCCCCUCAACAUUUAUGCUUGCCACAUGUUCUGAUAAUCGAAUUUAAUAAAUUCGAUUUUUUUACCAUUUUUAUAAAACAGUGAAUCUGACCCCUCUAUGCGUGUUAACUUUUCAGACGGCAAAUUUUAUUAUUAAUAUUAUAUACAGUUUGAUGUUAGUGUUACGUUAUCUUCGUAUCUGUACGUCUGGGGGAAUUUUGCUAGAAAAGAUCAGUUUCGUCAAUGUAGCAUCAGUACUGACUGUUUAGUGAUAGGCAGUGAUGGGGUUUAUGUAUGAAUUGUAUUGUGAAACAGAUUGGUGUAAAAUUUAAAGCAUAGAGAUUGCAUUUUUUCAUAAUAUAAAUUUAUCUCAUUUCUAAAUAGAAAGCAUAAUAUAAUGGAUACAGCUUCAGUUUUUGAUGAUGUUUUGGGUUCUUUAAAUGAUCUUGGGUAUUCUGGACCAUUGCUAGAGAGUGAUGGUCUACAGAAAGCUUUGGAAGGAGGUCCGAAGUCUGUCGAGUUUACCCAGCUCAUAGCAUGGUUGUCAAAUGAGUUAAAAGUUCUGUCAAAGUUGGAAGAACAUGUGAAUGCUAUAAAUGAUCCAGAAGAUGCCAGUUCAUUCAUGUUGGAGUUGAGCUCAUUUCUGAAAGAAGUUGGUUGUCCAUAUCAGUCAAUGAUGGAAGGACCUCUUAGUCAGAGGAUGCUAACAAAAGAGAGUAGACUUACUCUUUUAGAUUUUCUUUGUUCUGAACUCCAAGCAGCUCGAAUGAUAUAUGUGUACAGUGGGGGAAAGAACAGUGGUAUGCAGGUAAAAAUGCAAGAAAGCUCUACUGCUGGAGACAUGAAAGCCAUGCUGAUAGCUCUAGGGUUUGGAAAGCCUCCUAUUAAUAUCACAUCUGCCAUGUUAUUCACUAAAGCAGAAACCAAGAUCAAAGAAGUACUGAAUAAGUGUUCAUCUGAUCAAGUUGGAAAACCUUUGUUUAUGGGAGUUUUGACAGAGAAACAGUGGCUGUCUAUUGAAAAACUUCAAAACCAAAUGUAUGAAGAGUAUAUGAUGCGGAGAGAAGUGCUUUUAAAAAGGCUAGAUGUAACCAUACAGUCUUUCAAAUGGGCAGACAGAUUAAAGAGCAAGGAGGACCUUAUCUCAAAAACUUAUCAUCCUCGAAGACAGUUGUUGAAAAUUGAGCCUGCUGUUGAUUUGUCAGAUGUUUUGGCAGCUAGAGAAGACUUGACCAUAAUUGAAAAAACAAGUUCUGCUUCUGUCCGAAAGAAUACCCAGACAGCAAUCAACAAAGUUCUUAUUGGAUCUGUACCUGAUCGUGGAGGAAGACCAGAAGAACAACAACCACCACCUCCAGAAAUGCCAAGUUGGCAGAAAAGAAGUGACAGUGGUCACGGUGGAGGCUCCUACAGUGGAAGAGGUGGUCGUGGGGGAGGAGGUGGUGACAGAGGUAGUCGAGUACAAGGAGGCUGGUCAGAUAAUAAAGGUCACGGUGGCUUCUCAGAUAACAGAGCUCAUGGAGGCUGGUCUGAAAACAGAGGUCGUGGUCAAAGAGAUGGUGGAUUUCGUGGAAGCUAUGGAAAUAGAGGUGGUAGUCGAGGUGGCUAUUCGGCAGGAAUGGGGGGAGCCCCACAAUUCAGACAGCAAACAAUUAACAGUGGGCAGUUUGGAGGAUAUGGUCAGUUUGGUGGUUAUCAACAACCAUAUUUCUACUGAUAUAUGUAGUUCAUAUAUCAACUAGCAAACAACCAACAAGUUUCAGUCGUAAAGAUACAGCCAGAAUAAAAUCAAGUACCAUUCACCAUGGCAGUGAGGUCAUUUCCAGUUGGAUGUAUCUUCACGUGUUAGUAGCUAAUGACUUACAGUGUUUGCAUAAUAAACAAGCUUAUUAAAGAAUUAAGACUAAAUUCUACUCUCCCAUCUGUUUUCUGUUUGAAUAUUAACUGUAAGGGCCAUUAUUUAUCAAAGAAAAACUUUGAAAUGAAGUUUUUUCCAUGAAGAAAUAGUAUUGUAACCUUUUUCUUUUCAUGCAUACAUAUAUGCAUUAUCAUCUUGCUUAAAAAUUUAUUUCGUAAAACGUUGUUAGAAAAACGCAUGUGUGAAUUAAAAUCAUUGUUGUGUAUUACUUA